Melampsora larici-populina 98AG31 is the source of this 270-nucleotide messenger RNA. RefSeq lists its product as uncharacterized. The transcript has 2 exons. Lineage: Eukaryota; Fungi; Basidiomycota; Pucciniomycetes; Pucciniales; Melampsoraceae. The coding region runs from base 1 to 270 and encodes 89 amino acids. Gene Ontology annotation, molecular function: glutamate synthase activity. The record is from RefSeq and is a predicted model, not a curated record.
AUGCAGGGAUUUACACACAUUGGAAGUGGAGGCAGAUUGGGGUCGACGUCGGCAAAAAAAGGGUUGAGGUGUGUAAGCAGCGACACCGGGGGACUUUUGAAUUUGCAGCCGAUACCAGACAACAGAAAUCUCACUUUUCCCGGCCAUUAUUUACGUCAAUUAUUUGCUCAAGUAAACAAUCCUCCAAUUGAUCAAAUCCAAGAAUCAAUUGUUAUGUCAUUGGAGUGUUAUGUUGGGGCUGAGGCCCCAGGGCAAUCUUCUGGCCCUUGA